This is a messenger RNA of Suillus subaureus, 1134 nucleotides long. RefSeq lists its product as uncharacterized. The coding region runs from base 1 to 1134 and encodes 377 amino acids. The record is from RefSeq and is a predicted model, not a curated record. The transcript is spliced from 5 exons. Lineage: Eukaryota; Fungi; Basidiomycota; Agaricomycetes; Boletales; Suillaceae.
AUGUUUGGCGUCACGAUAGCCGGGGCCUCCGGUCUCAAGGGUCUCAACUCAGGUUGGCAGGUAUGGGGAUCAACGACACCAGCGUCCAAGAGGAAUGCGUCGAUAUCCUCCGCUGCUAGUGUGACCGAUCUCUCACCAUCCCAGGCUGAGAGUGGUUACCGUGGAAAUCUGGGAGAAAGCUGGAGUGCACCAAGGCCGACCAGCGGAACCUGGGAUGAGCUGAGUGGAAGCCCUCAAAAGAAAGAGUUCUCGCAGUUGGACACUAAUUCCCCCUUGUCUCUGCAUCAUGCUCGGCAGAGGCAAGCAACCGCAGCGCAAGCAGCCGCGUUGUCAGGCCCAAGAAUUGACGAUCGCUCCUCGGCAAAGCCCGGACAAUUCUCUCCUCAAAGGUUCGACAAUGCUCUCGGAAAGGAAACUGGAGUCUCCAAUAGAUAUGCAGCUUCUUCGAAUGCAUCGGGCUAUGGAUCGUCUGCCUUCGGUGGUCAAAAUGGUGGCUUUGACUCCAUGCAGGUGUCUUCAGUUGUUGAAAACGAAUUGUCUAUGGGUCUGAGAGGGAUGGCAGUCGAGGACGAUCACGUCAGCGGCCAAUACCGUCACCAAACCGCCUCUUCACCGUCCAACGCUGUUGCUUCUCAUUCCCCUGCUGCUCCCCAGGUGCGACCACCCCCACAGAUGGUUCAAGGACGUCCCCCGUAUGGUAGUUACCCCCAGGCCGAUUAUUCGUCGUAUUAUACCAACGGCGCCACACGCGACCCUUACAUGGAUUAUGGAUAUGGAUACAGUACCCCGACGGACCCUUCACUCUACCCUUCAUCUGCUGGGAUGAAUAAUACUUCCGCGGCAAGCCUAUACCCUGGCGUAUCACCACAGCCGUUACACCAUAAUGCUCCCACUGGCCAACAGUCCAGUAUAUACUACGACUAUUCAGCCUCCGCGCGAACUCCCUCGCAAUAUUACUACCCCGCGCAUCAACCAAUAAUGUAUCCAACCAUGCCUCCGCUCUCUCCGAUGCCAACUCCUCAGCUCAGCGCUGCCGCGCCCGCCAGUGUAUGGACUGCAACAACAGGUGGCCUUUCAAAACAUUCUGCGCCCCGCCAUGAUCUCAUAUACUCCCCAUCAGGGUUAUGCUGCUGA